AUGUUGUCGAGCACCGCUCUUUUCGACGAGAUACUUUUACCAAAAGGAAUAGCUGAUGUUCCACUGGGACUCAAAAUCCGUCCACUUGAAGUUGAUGAUUACGAAAAAGGCUAUUUGGAACUUCUUGAGCAACUCACAACAGUUGGAAAAAUCUCGAAAGACAAGUUUAUGAAGAGAUUCGAAUCCAUGCAGAAGGCCAACUCUUAUUACAUCGUCGUUAUUGAGGACAUUGAGUUAUCGCAAAUUAUCGCCACUGCAACAUUGCUGAUCGAAUUCAAAUUUAUCCAUGGCGCUGGAACUCGUGGCAGAAUUGAAGAUGUGGUUGUUGAUCAAAAAAUGAGAGGACAAAAGCUGGGAGCUCUUCUCAACAAAGUUUUGGUUGACAUUGCCGAGAAGUUGGGCGUCUACAAACUUUCCUUGGAGUGCAUUGAUGGUCUUAUCCCGUUUUACGAACAAUUUGGUUAUAAGAAAGAUGUGAAUUUCCUUGUGCAACGCUUUGAAAACUAA
This is a messenger RNA of Caenorhabditis bovis, 507 nucleotides long. Lineage: Eukaryota; Metazoa; Nematoda; Chromadorea; Rhabditida; Rhabditidae. The record is from the annotation of a GenBank genome assembly.